UGGCAACCUCGGCUACAAGCGUAACACGAAGAAGAGAAGAACUUCCCGAGGUCAAAGGUAACCGUCGUAUUUGAAAACAUGGAUCCCAACAAAGUCGAGGAAGGUAGCAGCUUUUUGCUGUCAAACGUCUCAUCGGGUAAAAUGAGUGGUGAUGGAGGGAUUGCAUCUGUCAUGGGAUUCUCUGGGUUUGGUAAGAAAGCCCGCACGUUUGACCUGGAUGCCAUUUUUGAACAGACUCGACGAACAGCCAUUGAGAGGAGUCAGCGUGUAUUAGUGGAUCGGCAGAAGGACACUCAGAUGGAGGAAGAAGGGGAGAGCUCCAAGUCCAUCAAGUCAUCAGUCAAAACUCAGAGGGAUAAAGCUGCAGCGUCUACUUCCAGGAAACAGGAGAGUGACAGCAGCAGUGACAGUGACUCCGACUCAGACUCAGACUCAGGCUCAGAGAUUGGGCCUCCGGUACCUCGUCAACAUAUAGCCCAGGAGAAUGAUGAUGAGCUUGUGGGACCACCUCUUCCACCAGGUUACACAGGCAGCACGGCUCACAGUGAUGAUGAUGAUGAUGGGGAGGCACAAGAUGACGAUGAUGAUAAUCCAGUGAAGAAGAUUCCAGACACUCAUGAGAUCACUCUGCAGCACGGCACCAAGACAGUGUCAGCUCUGGGCUUAGACCCCUCUGGAGCCCGUCUGGUGACGGGUGGAUAUGAUUAUGAUGUUCGUUUCUGGGAUUUUGCUGGGAUGGACCAGGCUCUGCAGGCCUUCAGGUCCCUGCAGCCUUGUGAGUGCCAUCAGAUCAAGUCCCUGCAGUACAGCAUCACUGGUGAUGUCAUCCUGGUGGUUUCUGGUAACGCACAGGCCAAGGUGUUGGACCGUGAUGGCUUCAAUGUCAUGGAGUGUGUGAAGGGAGACCAGUACAUUGUGGAUAUGGCUAACACCAAGGGCCACACAGCUAUGCUGAAUUGUGGCUGCUGGCAUCCCAAGAUUAAAGAAGAGUUCAUGACCUGCUCCAAUGAUGGCACUGUGCGCACAUGGGACUUGAACUCGGAGAAGAAGCACAAGUCUGUGUUUAAACCCCGCUCCCACCAGGGAAAGAAGGUCACACCCACAUGCUGCACCUACAGCCGUGAUGGGAAGCUCAUUGCAGCAGGCUGCCAAGAUGGCACCAUCCAGAUCUGGGACAGAAACCUCAGCGUCCAUACAAAAUUCCACUGUCGGCAAGCACACACUCCAGGAUCAGACACCUCCUGCCUCUCCUUUUCUUAUGAUGGCAUGAUGCUCGCUUCACGUGGAGGUGAUGACACUCUGAAGAUGUGGGAUAUACGCAACUUCAGGAAGCCUGUGAAUGUAGCUACUGGAUUGACCAACUACUUUGCCAUGACUGACUGCUGUUUUAGCCCAGAUGACAAGCUUCUUGUAAGUGGGACGUCAGUGAAGAAAAAUGAGGGAAAUGGGAAACUGGUUUUCUUUGACCGAGCUUCCUUUCAGAGAGUCUAUGAAAUAGAAGUCACCAAUGCAAGUGUUGUCCGCUGUCUUUGGCACCCAAAACUCAACCAGAUAAUGGUGGGAACUGGGGAUGGACUGGCCAAGGUCUACUAUGAUCCUGUCAAAAGCCACAGAGGGGCAAAGCUAUGUGUAGUGAAGAGCAAACGAAAAGAGAAACAAGCAGAGACGCUAACGCAAGAUUACAUCAUCACACCUCAUGCCUUACCCAUGUUCAGAGAGGCCCGACAGCGGAGUACACGAAAACAGCUGGAGAAGGACAGACUUGACCCCAAGAAGUCCCACAAACCCGAGCCGCCUGUGUCCGGACCAGGUCGUGGAGGCAGAGUAGCAGCUCAUGGUGGCACUCUGUCUUCAUUCAUUGUGAAGAACAUUGCUCUGGAUAAAACAGAUGACAGUAACCCACGAGAAGCCAUCUUACGUCACGCCAAGGACGCUUCAGAUAACCCUUACUGGGUUGCCCCGGCAUACACACAGACACAGCCAGUGCCUGUGUUUGCAGAGGAAUCAGAGGAAGAUGAGGAAGCUGACAAGGAACCAGAGUGGAAGAAACGGAAGAUCUGAGAGGCUUCAAAAGCAGCUCAUUUUAGAUAGGAUAGUUUACAGGGUGGGCUUGUGGUUGGAUAUACAGCACCGUUACCACAAGGUCUCGGGGUCAAUCCCAGAAUACUGAGUUUCUGUCAGAAACUCUGCAUAGGAGCAUCAGUUACUGUCCUAAAUUGUACAGUCUUUGUCCUCCAUCCUGGAAUUUUUUUUUAAGUGUAUAUGUAUGUAUAUGCAUGCUGUUGUGUUAGGGGGAAGCAUAUAAAUGUACAACCAUAAUAAUUUUAACUGCGUUCAUUUUCCUCUCAUAGCAAAUUCAUCAACCACUGGAAGAAUUUUGAUUUUUAUGUCUGUUUCGAUUGUAUGGGCUUUAUUUUCAUAAUUUCUAUUGUCCUCUCCGACCACAUCUCCAGAGUUUGCUAAUGCCUCAUAAAUCAGCACCAGAUUUUGUGGUCUGGUUCUGUUCAUCAGCUAUGAGGAACAGUUUGCUAGUUUGUAAAAAGUAAAUUGCAAAGAAAUACAAAAAUUUCAGCCAGUUUUAA
Messenger RNA from Xiphias gladius (swordfish), 2582 nucleotides. RefSeq names its product WD repeat-containing protein 70. The transcript is spliced from 18 exons. Lineage: Eukaryota; Metazoa; Chordata; Actinopteri; Istiophoriformes; Xiphiidae. Gene Ontology annotation, biological process: regulation of DNA double-strand break processing. The record is from RefSeq and is a predicted model, not a curated record. Gene Ontology annotation, molecular function: protein binding. The coding region runs from base 79 to 2061 and encodes 660 amino acids. Gene Ontology annotation, cellular component: nucleus; site of double-strand break.